This is a messenger RNA of Halichondria panicea, 2215 nucleotides long. RefSeq lists its product as uncharacterized. Gene Ontology annotation, molecular function: glycosyltransferase activity. Lineage: Eukaryota; Metazoa; Porifera; Demospongiae; Suberitida; Halichondriidae. The transcript has a single exon. Gene Ontology annotation, cellular component: cytoplasm. The coding region runs from base 180 to 1559 and encodes 459 amino acids. The record is from RefSeq and is a predicted model, not a curated record.
UUCUGGAGUACAAGUAUAGUGGAUCGGAGUAGAAGUUCGAGUACAGUGGCCGGCUCUGAUCUGAGUGGCUGCAAUGUGCAAUGUCUACACUACAGCUUUAUAGUUGUAUAGAUAAGACUAUUGAGCUGCUGUUGCUGGGCUCAAGUCAGUAUUCACCCUAACUGUACUGGCUGAUAGUGAUGGAGAGACUGCAAAUUGUGUUAAGCUUCAAAUCCAAGAGAAAACAGCUGUUGAUGUCAGCAGCUUCGAUUUUCUGCCUAUUAUCAAUACUUUGGUUUAUCAGAAAUGUAUUUCUACCACCCAAUGCAGUGAAACUCCCUGUGAACAUAGAUAUGGAUCCGCCAGCUCGCCUGCAAAAGGAUAAUACUCGACGACCCAUCAAUAUUCCUAACCAUAUCUCAUAUACAGAUCACCCCUACCAAUUAGCGCACCAAGCUGACACUGACAACGAGGGGUCAAGCAACCAGACUACACUGAGUGCAGUGCUGAUACCGAUUAUUAACUUCGUUGUUCGCUCUGCGUUUAUUGACUUGCGGCCAAGAGAUGGAUAUAGUAACUCCACAGUGAUUCUUGCCGAAGCUUCAAAGGAAAUACUAAAGUUUGGUUUAAUUGUAAGCUGUGGUGUUGAUGAGAUUAGUGCUAAAAUACACAAAACUAGAACUCUAUACUUUAGUUGGAUUGAAAGCCACUUUCCGAAUCUUACUCACGAGGAAAUAAUGAUUACAUGCUAUGAUCUUGAAGCCCAUGACAAUAGUACAGCUUUUGUCACGUAUCGUCCAGCACCAAACUCAGAUAAAGUAAUAACAAGCACUGUUCGAGUUUCAUACUUAUUAACAGGUGAACGAAAAGAAAGCAAAAAUAAAGUUGUAGUUUGUACAAUGUGUUUCGGAUCUACUCCACAUUGGUUCAACGAGUGGUUGAGAUAUCAGAAGACUCUAGGAGUUGAUCUGGUUCAAAUAAACGUUGACGACCAGUGUAUGAAUGAAAUCAGGAAUUUGAGAACAUUUCAGCAAUAUAGUGAGGAUGGUUUCUUGAAAAUACAGUACUACAAAACUAUUUUCUCUUCUACGCAAGUCUUUUACCACUCUCAGGUUCUUAAAUAUCACGACUGCUUGUACCGACAUCAAAAUUCAUAUGAGUACGCACUAUUUUUGGAUAUGGAUGAUUUCUUCAUUCCACGAAUAUCGAACGAAAGUACAAUGAAGUACUAUUUGAAUACAUAUUUACCAGAAGACAAUCAAGCAGCUGUUAAAUUCCACUGGCAUAAUUUUUUCCCAGAUUGCGGCUUGACACAACCACCAGAAAACGUUAAAGAUGGUAACAUUACCAGAAUCCUUCGAAUAAAAGAAUAUUCGGAUUCUGGCAACUGGAAGUUUGGGGGUAGAUUAUCACUGAUGACAUCGGUUCGUGUUCACACACCAAUUGAAUUCAUCAAAGGUUCGAAACAAGUAUAUGAGUUUGACAGCAGUAUUGCUUACGUAGCACAUAUUAAACACAAUCGAUUAAAAAAAAGAUUAAAAAAAUUGCCUAGUAGUUUUGACUGUUUACAAAGAGUUUAGAUAUCUUAUAGUUUGCUAUUCAUAAUUAUUAUACCACCAUGGCAAUUAUUUAUACCUGAUAUGUUCACAAAUACGAGAAAUUAUUAUGCAGCCAACGAGCAUCCUGAGGUUUUUCAAUUAUUAAAGCAGCCCCUUAAUGAUUAUAGUACAUGUACUUGUAAAAAAAGUCUUUGUUGACCAUAAUAAUAAUUUUUUGCACGUAGACAUGGAUCAUGAGCGAGCAGUCGACUUAGCACAGCCACCCACGCUUCUGCACUCCGGUGUAUAGUUCAGAAUACAGCUAUAGCUAAUCUCCAAUCAAAUGCAAUGAACGCUGUUGGUGUAAAUAUUCAGUAUAAUAAUAAAUAAUCAUAAUUAUACAGGUGCGGUCAGUUCGAUAAUAUCUUAUCCUCACCCACCAAACCCUUUUUUACUAUAAUUGUAGUCUCAGUCUGUGAACUGUUUUACUUCCAGUUAAGUUUUGUCUUUGUAUGGAAUUGUGCACAUGUACAAACUGUAUAAAAUACACGAUAAUUGUUAUGCUAGAGUGAUCAGCUCCGGUAUGAUUAAAAUAAUAGUGCAAUACAUAAACUGAGUUGGCUAACCCUGAGUUCACAUGUUCUAAUUAAAAGAACUGAAAAGAUGUGUGUCUGCAUGUAUCCUUGCAAUUUCUCCAC